Molecule: messenger RNA, 3921 nt
Organism: Galleria mellonella (greater wax moth)
Lineage: Eukaryota; Metazoa; Arthropoda; Insecta; Lepidoptera; Pyralidae
Product: retinol dehydrogenase 13-like
Exons: 2
Coding region: 2789-3742 (317 amino acids)
Source: RefSeq, a predicted model, not a curated record
CGUAACAAUACAAAACUAUACAAAAACACGAAAUAUUAAAGGAGCAAUAGGUAGCAAUAUUUUAAAGUAUAAUUUAGUGAAAAUGUAACCAUCAACAAAGCCUAAUCGCGGUGUCAACUUGCUUGCCAAGCGUGGCAACUACUGACAAAAUCCCCCAAAAGGGGGAUACUUUGUUCAUCAGUAGAUGGUUAUCGGUAGAUAUGAUGAUGAUUUUGUGUGCACGACACACCUUUUUAGUUUCUUUUUGAUUUUAUUAAAAAGAUGGUUUGUUUGUAAUUUGAAGUCUGUGUCAGUUAAGUUUGGUUUGGUUCGCUUUUUUGCUCCUUUAGUUUGCUUUGUAUAUUUUUUAUAUAAUUAUAUUAUCUUUCUAAAAACACGGGGUUUUCAAACCAGCAUACAGUAUUUUCGCCCACAGUGAGUAAGUAUAUAGUUAUUAUUGGUGUUAGUUACGUUAGUAUUAUUCAAAAGAACUGCACUCCAACAGUCCUAAUAUAGGUAAUAUUACGACAUUCAUUUAACGAGAUAUGAGUUACAUAUGAGAAUAUGUCAGGUAUUUAUCUUAUUAUAAUAUUACUAGCAGUAGUGUUCGGCUUUGGAUUAUAGCAGAAACUUACAAAUGCAAUAAGCAAGUCUAAAAGAAGACUUGAUGGCGGAACUGUUCAGAUUACCGACGGUACCAAAGAGAUGGGAUUAGAGAUCGCGAUGGAUUUCGAUCAAAGAGAAGCCAAAGUUAUAAUAGCGUCCUUAUGAAGAAGAGAUCACACAGGCGGUGAAGUGAAUAAUAAAACGCUUUGAAAAUAAAAAUGUUAUCUUCAAAAUUCUAGACUUGGAGUCGUUCGAAGACCGAAGAUCGUUUAGAUUUGUAAAUGAAUAAUGCUGCCAUCGAAGGCUAAAAAGACUUCUUGACUAAGGAUUACUUGAACUAUAUGAUGCAAGUGAAUUAUUUCGGAUCUUCCUUUCUUUUUGGAGUAACAACCAGAAAAAAAUAUAUAACCGAAUUGAGAAGCUCCAUCUAUUUGAAAUCGGUUGAAAAUAACUGCGCCUGCUAAAGUCUUCUCUCUUUUCAUUUAAGAGUUUCCUCUUGUCGGUGCGACUAAUUCAUGUAUUUUCUUGGAGCCAGUUCUAUCCCAGGCCAUGUCCUUGACCUCCCUAUACGACAUGACACCUAGUGUUUCUUUUAUCUGUCCCAUGUAGUUAUAAAGAUUGUAGACUUUACAUUUAAUUGGCGUCCUUAUUACCGCUUGUGGUUACUGACUGCCUAGUACUAUUGUGAUUGCAAUUUCAACCAUUUUACGAGUACUAGUUACUUCUAUUAUUAAUGCUACCUACACACCAUGAUAUUGCAGGCAGCAAUCAUAUCUUGUUUUAAAAUUAUUGAUGUCAGCCAUAUUUUUUAUUACUUUAUUUAUUUAUUCUUUAUCGACUACAUUACAAAAAAAAAUUAUUAGUACAAAAGACGGGCUUAAUGCUAUAGAACUUCUUUUAUUAGAAAUUCUUUACUUGUCAACUUUUGGCAAAACAAAAAUGUAAUUAUGUGGCGAAAAUAUCUAAAAUUAGCUACCUAUUAGCUUUUUGCCUGCUACUUUAUACGCGUGGAAUUCAGAAGUAGGAAAACCAAAAAAAUAGACUACUCCUAAAUGACGUAUCAAAAUAAAACAUGUAUUUUAAGUUAGACCUUCAGAAACAUAAUUGCGAAAACCGUACUCAAUUUGGAGCACAAGUUUUUGCAGGAACAAUCACACAAAUUCUAAAAAAAAUAUUUUGGCUUCUAUUGCUUUUGUUAAUACCCAUCUAUUAAUUUUUCUUAAAUAUUUCUCAUGUACAGACAUCAUCAUCAUUUUCCUUCCUUUAUCUUAAUUAUUAUUUGGGAUUAGCGUAAUAUCUUUUUCUCUUUCAUUCUUCUCCAUUCGCAGUCAUUUUAAACCUAUACAUACUUAUUAAUAUCGCAAAUAAUGAAUUCAUAAAAGGUGAUACGAGUAUAUUCUUAUCUGUCUAAAUAUUAAAAUAUUCAAAAAAGAUUAAAACAUAAUUUAAAAAUUUGCUGCGUAAAAAGAAAAGAGCGACUUUACUUGCAACAUAACUAAUAUGGGACCAGCAAUAAACCCUUUCGACUGCUGAUUCGUUUAUUUACAUUUUACCAGAGGGAGAGUUUGUACAAAAGUCGUUUGCUUAGUAACCUCUGUCCUAUUUGUGUUUCUAGCGUUAGUUGUGUUUGCAUGGCUGUGUUUCAUUUUGAAGGGAAGGAAAUAUGGCAGUGAAUUUACAGGGUACAGAGGAAUAACACCUGAGUCCUCAGGAAUGGCAACGCAUGGGGAGUAUCACGGGCGAAACAGUAUACUCUGUUAUGUCCGUGGUACUGCUCAUGUUUAUAAACGACGGUUAUUUUCCAUCAGUUGGGCCGUCAGCUUGUUUGCCAUUCUAAGUUGCAUAAAAAAAUUAAUUAACUUCUAUUUAAAAAUCUAAUACUUAUUUUCUAUACUCCUAUCUAAGGCUUAUUUUCUAGUAGCAUCGGUGUGUAGUAAAUUUUACAACCGGCGUAUAGCUGUGUGCAAUCCCUUCCGUUUGUGCAAGUAAAAGUGACGGUUGUCGGUGGUCACCUAGUCGUUCAUUGACCCGCUGAGAUGUAACGCGUAUUUCGCAUAAUAUUCGCAAACAAGUUUAAAUAACAUCGAUUCUAUAAAACCAGCCAGUAAAUAAAACACUAUAGAACGCUAUCAUAGUUGCAAAAGGCAGGUAACGUGCAACGUGCCCAUGAAUAUUCCGUGAGAUAUUUCCUCAUCUAGUAAUUAUGUCUGUAAUUCUACUCAUUAUAGAAAUAAUAAUUGUCGGAGGAAUGAUAGUGGGAUUAUAUCAGAAAAAUACAAAUUUAAUGUGCAAAUCUAAAAGAAGGCUCGAUGGGAAAACAACAAUAGUUAUCGGUGGCACAGCUGGUAUGGGACUGGAGAUUGCAGCAGAUUUUGCUCACAGAGGUGCUAAAGUUAUAAUAGCGUGCCCUAUUGAAGAUGAAGGACUUCAUGCAAAAAAGUUAAUAAUCAGAAGUUCCGGGAACGAGAAUAUCAUAUUUAAAUACUUGGAUCUUGCUUCCUUGAAGAGUGUGAGGUUAUUUGCUGCAGAUAUCUUAGCAACUGAGGAGCGACUCGAUUUACUGAUCAACAAUGCUGGCGUUGGAACACCUGGUGAUUUCUUAACAAAAGACGGCAUGAAUUUUAUAAUGCAAGUGAACUACUUCGGAAUAUUCCUGGUGACGAUGUUACUUCUACCGCUUCUGAAAAAGACUGGAACCCCGUCUGAACCGAGUAGGAUAGUGAACACGACAUCGAUCAUGCAUAAAAUUGGGAGACUCGAUUUUGAGAACUGGAACCGCGUUGGUUACUGGUAUAAGAUUCAGAUCUACGGUAAUAGCAAGUUGUGUCUAUUGGUGUUCACCCGUGAAUUGGCCAAGAGACUAAAGGAUGCAAAUGUCGUCGUGAACAUUGUAGAUCCUGGUGCAGUUGGUACGAAGAUAUUUCAAAGUGCCGGCGUUUCGUUUGGUAGUUUUGUGACGUUUAUCUUUACAAUAUUAUUCAAACAGCCUUGGGAGGGUGCGCAAACUGCUAUAUACGCUGCGAUGAGCUUAAGAGCUGGACAAGUCAGUGGGGAAUAUUUCAAAAAUUGCCAACUGUGUAAAAACGUAAAUGUUCCGUAUGACGAAGAUAUUUUACAAAAAUUUUGGGAGGAAUCGCUUAAAUGUGUUAAAUUAUGAUUCGAUGAAUCAAUAAUUUAAUGUAAUUUAUGAUUUAUUUUUUUAUAGAGAGAAAUAGAAUAACAAUGUGAUAUAUAAUUAUUGUAACUUUUACAAUUUUAUGUUUAUGUUAUAAGUAUUAGUGAUCGACUUGCUCAAUGAUUAAAUCUCAGUGUAGAUAUAAAAUUCUUAAUAAAUUA